Messenger RNA from Fimicolochytrium jonesii, 1025 nucleotides. RefSeq lists its product as uncharacterized. The transcript has a single exon. NCBI's taxonomy places the organism in Eukaryota, Fungi, Chytridiomycota, Chytridiomycetes, Spizellomycetales, Powellomycetaceae. Bases 175 to 876 code for a protein of 233 amino acids. The record is from RefSeq and is a predicted model, not a curated record.
UCAAGCGGAUAUCAAAAGUGGUUUAUUAUGCCAAUACAAAGGGCCAGCGCAUAGGCGCUACUAUACAAAAACUCAGAGUCCCUAUCUGAGGGUGUUGGGACGAGGAACAAAAAAGUGGUGUGUAUGUGUGAAGGUAUAUAAGAAGAUAACUAACAAGGUGACAGUUAUACGUCGAUGCUCUCAGAGGACAAUAUUGGCAUGGAGACCCGGCUGCGCGACCGACUCCCCAUCCCUGUGCUGAGCGGCAUGUGGCAUCCAAGCUCCCGCCAGGUUCUGCGAGCCGUGUGCUCGUCCAUGUUGGGCGUCAUGGUGGCCAUCGUGAACGUUGUUGUGGUGGACAUCGUGAACGUUGUUGUGGUGGGCAUCGUGGACCGUAGUCGCAUUCAGACCGUGGUUGCCAGUGAGAUCGUGGUUGCCAGUGAGGCCGUGGUCAGGCACAAUCUUCUCAGCGGCACCGGUAAGUUCGUGGUUACGUUCAGCGUGGGCAUGCACGGAAGAGUGGCCCUGCACGGCGUUGGGGUCGUGUUUGAGGCCGAAACCCGUGGGGAGGCCGGCUGCGGCGAAAACGCCGACCGAGUCGUCGAGUUGGUUGGCGCGGAGGGGCCCGGUUGUUGUUUGAGGGGUGUGGUGGGAGGAGGGGGUGGUGAGGUUUUGGAUGGGGUUGGUCAUGUUUGCGGUUUGUUUAGAAAGAGUAUGGACUUUGCGUUUUUGGGUUCUUUGUGGUGGUUUGGUUAUCCGGUGAAGGAGGGGGAGCGAUGGGGCUGCUCUGCCCUUUUAUUCGCAUCGGAAGCAGGGAAUAAAGGGAACGUUUUGCAAAGCCUUCCUCCGAGAGCGACGGAGGUGACGAAAUGUGCACCGCCCGCUGUCACGACCUGACGACUCUGGCCACCAACGCAAUCAAACGGGACCAACCGUGAGCAAACCAUGAGUGCCCUCAGCCUGCCAGUGCUUAUGCUGCAAGUUGUGCAUCUGCACUAUGCAGCAGCGCCCACAAACGUUGUGUGCUGCGAGAAGGGGAAUCCGAG